Messenger RNA from Aspergillus niger, 810 nucleotides. RefSeq lists its product as uncharacterized. Gene Ontology annotation, biological process: regulation of transcription by RNA polymerase II. Gene Ontology annotation, molecular function: transcription coregulator activity; RNA polymerase II cis-regulatory region sequence-specific DNA binding. The transcript is spliced from 2 exons. The record is from RefSeq and is a predicted model, not a curated record. Lineage: Eukaryota; Fungi; Ascomycota; Eurotiomycetes; Eurotiales; Aspergillaceae. Gene Ontology annotation, cellular component: core mediator complex; mediator complex. Bases 1 to 810 code for a protein of 269 amino acids.
AUGUCCUCCCUCAACCAAGACCAAAUCAAAACCCUCGAACAAUCCCGCCAACGCCUCAUCCAACUCACCCAUUCCCUCGCCUCUCUCAUAACCAGUCUCAAUCAAAGCGAUCCUCUCCCCUCCUGGACAUCCCUCCAAUCCCAAGCAACCAUCAUCUCCAACAACCUCCUCACCAUCUCCGACCACCUCUCCGAUAACCGCGACCUCCUAUCCAACAUCGUCGCCUACCCCGACGCAUCUUAUCCGUCGCGCGUCCCCGCUAAUAACGUCGCCCUCGAGCAAGUCCUGCGCACGAAACUAGAUCCCCGCGUUGAGGAUUGGGUAGCGCGCGGUCGUCGCGCCGGGGCGCCAACUACUUCUUCUGAUGCUGGAGCCGGAGCACUGGGACAAUACCAGACCAGCAGUGGACAGAGAUUAUUGAGUGAUGAUGCGAUUGCUGAAUUGUGGGAUUGGGCGCCUGUCGCGGCGAAUGAGGAGGCCAGGAAGAGGAAUUGGGGCGGCAAUUAUACGUUGGAGGAGCGGGAGAUGGGGAUUGAGAAUGUAGUUACGGGGUUGAGCAGGGUGUUGGAGGAUGAUGAUGAGGAGGAUGAGAGUGAUAGUGAAGAGGGAGAGGGCGAGGCGGAUGAGAUGGAGGUUGUCGGGGCAAGGAGAAGGUCCGGGGCUGGAGCUGGGCUGGAGUUCGAUAUUGCUGCUGCGAAUACUGGGUCUGGGGCUAAUGCUGGUGCGGGGGCUAAGGUGGUUGCGCCUGUGGUGCCAUUGGAUGAGAUUCUGAGGUUCAUGACUACGGGGGCUGUGCCGGGACAGCGGUGA